UUAUUCUGAUUUAUUCUGAAAAUGACUAACUAUUAUUGGAUUAUAGCUCAACAUUCUGGGAAAGUUCUCGAAGUUAAAGAUGGCUCUUUGUGUAGUUAUGUUGAAAUUAUCCAACAUAAAGGUGUUGAUAUGCAACUCUGGUAUUUUAAUGGUGGAUUUAUUGUAAAUAAAAGAUCUUGCUUCGUGCUUGAUGCCGCUGGAUGUAACUAUAAGGACAAUUUUAUCCAUUUGAAAUUUAAUCGAAAUUUUGUCCUUGAUGUCUCGGGGGCGAAAACUGAUAAUAGUACUAACAUCCACUUGUGGGAAAAGCAUGGUGGCAAGAAUCAACAAUUCAUUUUGCAAAAGUGGGAUGAUGGUUCGGCAGUUAUUGAAAAUGCAGAAACGAACAUUAUUGAUAAUUUUAAAUUUUUGCCAAAAUUAUCGCAAAAUUUCCUUGAAAUUUUGAAUGAUGACGAAUAUUACGAUCAUAUAAACAUUGAAGUUGGUGAUAACCCUCAUGUAAAAACAUUUCACGCUCAUAUGGUUAUUUUAAGUCAUCGUUCUCCUUACCUACGAAGAAAGUUGUCGACUAACAAAAAAAAUAAUGAUGGGACUUUGACACAUACAUUUAUAGCGGAAAACUUUCUUUAAAAGAAAUUGAUCCAACAAAUAUAAUUAAAUUAUUAGUUGCCGCUAAUGAACUAAGUCUCCAGGAGUUAGUUACCUAUAUUCAAUCCUU
Rhizophagus irregularis DAOM 181602=DAOM 197198 is the source of this 718-nucleotide messenger RNA. NCBI's taxonomy places the organism in Eukaryota, Fungi, Glomeromycota, Glomeromycetes, Glomerales, Glomeraceae. The record is from RefSeq and is a predicted model, not a curated record.